Molecule: messenger RNA, 1440 nt
Organism: Jaminaea rosea
Lineage: Eukaryota; Fungi; Basidiomycota; Exobasidiomycetes; Microstromatales
Product: putative HOM6-homoserine dehydrogenase
Exons: 3
Coding region: 1-1134 (377 amino acids)
Biological process (GO): L-homoserine biosynthetic process; aspartate family amino acid biosynthetic process
Molecular function (GO): homoserine dehydrogenase activity; aspartate kinase activity; NADP binding
Source: RefSeq, a predicted model, not a curated record
AUGUCCGCCCCUACUGGUAUCAACGUCGCCAUUGUCGGCGUCGGCCUCGUCGGAUCGUCUGUCAUCUCUCAGUUGACGACGAUCCCCAACCUGGCCUCCCAAAUCCACAUUGUCGCUCUUCAGAACUCAAAGAAGACGCUCCUCUCCACCCCCACCAGCCCGCUCUCCCUCGCCCCUCCCGCCGACUGGAAGACUCUCCUGGCCAACUCGUCACAGUCAGCUCUGCCCCUCGCUGACUUGGCAAAGAAGCUGCAGCAGAUUGCCCAAGAGAGCAAGAGGCACACCGUCGUCGUGGAUAACACGUCGAAUGAUAGCGUCGCAAGCUUCUAUCCAGAAUUCCUCAAGGCUGGUCUCUCGGUCGUGACGCCCAACAAGAAGGGGCUCUCUGGCUCUCUCGAUCUCUACAAGGCCAUCCUUUCCGCUUCUACAGGCUCAGACAAGGGACCUCUCAUGUACGGCGAAUCCACCGUCGGUGCUGGGCUGCCCAUCCUGACCACGCUCAAGGACCUGGUCCAAACAGGCGAUGAGAUCCACAAGAUCGAGGGCGUGCUCAGCGGCACCCUCUCAUACAUCUUCAACGAGUGGUCAACGCCCGCCGGUGGCAGCAAGAAGUUCUCAGAGGUAGUCAAGGUAGCAAAGGACCAAGGCUACACUGAGCCUCACCCGGCAGACGAUCUCUCUGGCUCGGAUGUCAGCCGCAAGCUCACCAUUCUCUCGCGUCUCAUCCCUAGCCUCACGGACAAGUUGCCCAAGGGCUUCGAAUCUGUCCCCACUCAUUCUCUUACGCCUGCUCCCCUCGAGUCAGUCACCUCGGGCGACGAGUAUGUACAGAAGCUGCCCGAGUUCGACGGCGACUUCGACAAGCUCAACGCCGCAGCCAGGGAGGAGGGAUGCGUGCUGCGCUACGUUGGUGUCAUUGACGCUAGGGCCGGGGAGGUCAAGGCGAGCCUUGAGAAGUACCCCAAGGACCAUCCCUUUGCCACUUCGCUCAGUGGUUCCGACAACAUCUUGGCUUUCCACACGAAGCGCUACAGCCAAAGGCCUUUGCUCGUCCAAGGCGCAGGUGCGGGUGCAGAGGUUACGGCAAUGGGCGUCGUGGCGGAUCUGGUACGCGUGGCCGAGCGACGUGGGUAAGAGAGGGUACAAGGGCCAAGGCUGCGUGAGCAAUGAGCAAUAUACAGGAGUUAGAGUGAAUCAGAGGCCUUGAUACGUGCGUGCUUGCUUGCGUGCGUCUGGUGAUGUCGACGUGGAGGUUGGUGACCCUCGUCGCCCUCGUCGUCGACUGCACCGAAGGGCCGUGCGCUUGGGCUGGCAGUCGAUGUCCGCGUUUCCGUCGAGUGACAAAUGUCGUCCGCCUGCAGCAGACGAGAUCGCGAUCGUCGCCUUUUGUUUAGCUCCACUCGCAACAUCCACAUCCUCAAUCUCAUCUGAAUACAGCGG